AGAAGGAAGUGGUGAAUCCAGCACAAUUAAGUGGCGACAUGUCUGAGUUUCAGCAGCUGAUGCAGGACUCCAUACCGUCUGCAAGAGAUGUUCUACAACAGAACUAUAGCAACCUCCUUAAAGUGGCAGAUUAUUGUGACAGCAACUAUGAGCAGGCGCAAGACAAACGAAAAGCCCUAAAGGAAACCAUGGCUUUCACAGUUCAGUCAUUAGCCAGUGUGACCUAUCAAAUCAAUAGCCUAGCUAGAAACAUCCUCAAAAUAUUUGACUUGCAGACCACCCAUCUCCAACAAGUGGAAGCCAACGUUUGUUCCAUUGAACAGGUGAUAGAAAUGCAUAAGGAGAAAGUGUCCCGCCGUGAAAUUGGGAUGCUUACUGUUUCCAAGACAUUUCUUCCCUAUCAGAAAAUCAUCUAUCCAAAGAAGCUUGAGCCUUUACAGCCCUAUUACAGGAAACCACUGGACUUUAACACUCUGGAUGACAUUGGCCAUGGGAUUAAGGAUCAAAGCACACAGCUGGCCAAAACAGGGACUCUAUCAAGGCGAUCAAUCAAGUCCUCGGCUGGGAUGUCACCUGGAACCCUUGGAAGGAGCCAGAAGGUCCUGGAAGCAAUUCUGCCACCACUCAUCCCCGAAUGCCAACUCUCAUCAGCUUCACCUUUGUCAUCCAUGAGUAAUCUCCCAGAAGCUUUGAACAGCACAAGUAUGAAAAGGCCUUCUGAACCAGAUCCAUCACCACCCCCACCACCACCACCGGAACAGACACCAUAUUUGUUUGCAGAUCUUGAUUUUCCAACUUUUCCUCUACCACCACCCCUGGAUAUCUCCAACUGUGGUCAUCUGAAGCCUCCUUUUCUGCCACCUCCACCACCCCCCGAGAAAUUGCCAUGGGCUCCAGACACCUAUCUGGAGAAAGUUGUGACUCUUUACCCUUAUAUUCAGAAGAAGGAGGAUGAACUCUCAUUUACAGAAGGGGUCAUUAUUUAUGUAACACGGAAAUACUCAAAUGGCUGGUGUGAGGGCGUGACAAGUGAUGCAGAGGGAUUGUUCCCCAGGAACUACACUGAACCUUUGCACUGAAUGAGGCAGAAUGGAAGAGAA
This is a messenger RNA of Protobothrops mucrosquamatus (brown spotted pit viper), 1100 nucleotides long. RefSeq names its product ABI family member 3 (gene ABI3). The transcript has 8 exons. Gene Ontology annotation, cellular component: lamellipodium. The record is from RefSeq and is a predicted model, not a curated record. NCBI's taxonomy places the organism in Eukaryota, Metazoa, Chordata, Lepidosauria, Squamata, Viperidae. Gene Ontology annotation, molecular function: SH3 domain binding. Bases 39 to 1079 code for a protein of 346 amino acids. Gene Ontology annotation, biological process: regulation of cell migration.